AAAAACACGACAUCAUUCCACGCAUGUUCGAAUGCUAGUUCUCCAGGUGACCGCAACAACUGAUAAACCGGGUGAUUAUGGUUAUGUUUUCAGAUAGGUGGCUUAGAAUUAUUUUUAUACGGAAAAUCGUGGAUCUUACUUCGCUGUUGUAGGAUCUCAAAUGUGUCUACAGUAACUUAGCAACGUUAGCGAGAGGGGUAUCGUUUCAGAAUCCACCGGGUUAAGCGCUUUCAUACGGCUAUUCUAUCCCAUUUACGAGCCUGUUCUAGUAAUAGCGAUAGCAAGAAUAAGCUACUGUAUAGCUACACGUAUUGAUAUUUUUAUAUUACCGUAGUAGUGUUGGAUUUAAAAUAUAUAAACAUAUAUUCAACUGAUCCCGCUUGGUCCUGUUUUGGAAGUUGGUCUUCUUUUUGUAAAUGUUAUACGGCGACUCAACACCGUUGAAUCUCACUACUGGCACCAACCGGAGGAAAAUGUAACUGCAUAAAUCAAAACGCUUCACUCUCGCUGUAAUAAGAGCAGACGCAGCAGAGCUAUCAAUUAACACUUGCACAAAUACAUUACAGACGUGGGUGUCGGCUGCUUUUAGGCCAUCAAAACAAUGUGUUCCCAUAGCUCUGCUAAUUAAGUGAGCUAAAAAGGAAAAAAAAGUUAAAUCCGAACCAUAAGAUGACAACCACUACCACUCAUCGUUGCUAAUGGUCUACUCAAACUAACCACAGAUACCUAAAACAAAUAAAUAAUUAGUUUCAUCCCACAACUGCCAGUUAUAUACUACAAUAGUGACUAAUAUCUUGGAGCAAAAAAUUAUGCAUGCAUUUCGGAGGCUUUAUGUAGCCACACAGGGGAAAGUCUUCAGCAGGAUGUCUACAAGUUGGAAGAGUACCGAGAGUAGACCCACAACUCCAUUGGGUGCAAGAAUUCUGACCAAUCCUGAUGACAUCUAUAAACAUAAUAUGUGGGAUCAUGUGCAGUGGACAGAGGAGGAUAAAGAAAAUGCACAUCUGAAAGCUCUCGAAAACUCUGAAGAGCAAAUUCCAUUAAUAGAACAAGGUAAAUUUGAUACUGAAGCUUGCCAGUACUGGGAUAAGUUUUAUGAGCUACACAAGGAUAAAUUUUUCAAAGAUCGCAAGUGGCUGCUUUCGGAAUUCCCAGAACUACUUCCGUCCAAUUCAAAAAGCCGAGCCGGAAAAAAUGAGAGCGUCUUCGGCGUGGAGAUGGAUACCAGACAUCGGCAACAGAGCAGCAAAACACACUUUGACUGUCACACAAACCAUCAGCAUGUGUGUCAAGAUGCAGUACUGGAAACAAACAAAGCUUUGCCAGUUUCUUACCUUGGACAACGUGCCUCUUUCAGAAUAUUUGAGAUUGGAUGUGGAGUUGGCAACAGUGUAUUCCCCAUUAUUAGUGAUGUCAAGGAAAACGGUGCAUUUUUAUACUGUUGUGACUUCUCACCUUCUGCUAUCAGACUGUUGAAGAGUCAUCCCGACUAUGACAUUUCUGUCUGCCACGCGUUCGUGCAUGACAUUUGUGAAGAAGAUGGCACUCUUCCUUUCCCUCUACAAAGUCUGGAUGUUAUUCUCGCAGUUUUUGUGCUCUCCUCCAUUCAUCCAGACAGGGUGCAAAGUGUUGUUAAAAGACUUUCGUCCUAUCUUAAAUUUGGAGGGAUUUUCCUCUUUCGGGAUUAUGGCAGAUAUGAUUUAUCACAACUAAGGUUUAAGAAAGGUCAGUGUUUGUCAAACAAUUUCUACGCACGAAGGGAUGGAACCUGUGUUUAUUUUUUCACAAAAGAAGAAGUUCAUAAUAUAUUUUCCAAUGCUGGAUUGGAGAAGGUUCAGAAUCUGGAGGAUCGAAGACUUCAAGUUAAUAGAAGAAAGAAAGUGGCAAUGCACCGUGUGUGGAUGCAGAGCGCCAUGGAGGAGCUGCACAGCCUGGAUCCCCGCAGACAGGAGCUGCUGGAGGCUCGUUUCAUGGGCGGGGUCAGCGGCAGCACUGGUGGCAGCACUGGUAGCACAAGCGGAGGAACCAAAGGUUUGACCAAUAACGAAUGUUCAAACCACAGUUUUGGAAGCAUGGGAUCUUCAAGCGACAAGGAAUCUGAGGGUUCAGAUGUGAAAAGAGGCGGUUCGCCAGCUUACUCGACUCCAGAGAAGAAACAGUCCGAAACACCUAGAGGAAGAAAAAGAAAACCUGACAUUCAGUCAGAGAGUAGCCAAGGGAAAACAACUGUGCGAGGCCCUAAAAUAAGUGAUUAUUUUGACUUCCAGGGAGGGAAUGGGUCCAGUCCAGUGAGAGGCCUCCCUCCAGUGAUUCGUUCCCCUCAGAAUUCUCACUCUCACUCCGCUCAGGGCACUGCUUUGCAGGGUAGACAAAAUAGCUCAUCUCCCACCAGUCUGUCCUUUGGUGACCACAUGGUACAUCCAAAACAACUGGUGGCUAAAUUUGUCCAGACUGACCUCACAGUGUUGAAGCUGGCUGCCCUUGAAAGCACUAAGAAUCUAGACCUUGAGAAGAAGGAGGGGAGAAUAGAUGAUUUGUUACGGGCCAACUGUGAUCUCAGGAGACAGAUAGACGAACAACAAAAAUUACUUGAAAAAUACAAAGAACGCUUGAAUAAAUGCAUAACCAUGAGCAAGAAACUACUCAUAGAAAAGAGCAACCAAGAGAAGCAAGCCUGUCGUGAGAAAAGCAUGCAGGAUCGACUCCGUUUGGGCCAUUUCACCACAGUGAGACAUGGAGCAUCAUUCACUGAGCAGUGGACAGAUGGCUAUGCCUUCCAGAACCUCGUCAAACAGCAGGAAUCGAUCAACCAACAAAGGGAGGACAUCGAGAGGCAAAGAAAACUACUAGCCAAGAGGAAACCACCGUCAACCAACAACUCACAAGCACCUUCCACAAACUCUGAGCCAAAGCAACGCAAAACCAAGGCAGUAAAUGGAGCGGAAAGUGAUCCUUUCUUGAAACCCAGCCUACCACAGCUGCUAACGCUAGCUGAGUACCACGAACAGGAGGAGAUCUUCAAACUACGGCUUGGACAUCUCAAGAAGGAAGAAGCUGAGAUCCAGGCGGAGCUGGAGCGCCUGGAGAGAGUGCGCAACCUUCACAUUCGGGAACUGAAGAGAAUAAAUAAUGAAGAUAGCUCACAAUUUAAAGAUCACCCUACGUUGAAUGAACGAUAUCUGCUUUUGCACCUUCUCGGGAGAGGGGGAUUUAGUGAAGUUUAUAAGGCUUUUGACCUAAUUGAGCAAAGAUAUGCCGCUGUAAAAAUCCACCAACUCAACAAAAACUGGAGGGAUGAGAAAAAGGAAAAUUACCACAAGCAUGCGUGUCGAGAGUACAGAAUACACAAGGAGCUGGACCAUCCCAGAAUCGUGAAACUUUAUGACUACUUCUCACUGGACACAGACACGUUUUGCACUGUUAUGGAGUACUGCGAUGGCAACGACUUAGAUUUCUACUUGAAACAGCACAAGCUCAUGUCGGAGAAGGAGGCUCGGUCAAUAGUCAUGCAGAUAGUGAACGCAUUAAAGUACCUAAAUGACAUCAAACCCCCUAUCAUCCACUAUGACCUUAAACCAGGUAACAUCUUGUUGGUGGACGGGACCGCCUGUGGGGAAAUCAAAAUUACUGACUUUGGUUUGUCCAAAAUCAUGGACGAUGACAACUACGGUGUUGACGGGAUGGACCUGACGUCGCAGGGCGCGGGGACAUAUUGGUACUUGCCUCCUGAAUGUUUUGUGGUUGGGAAAGAGCCUCCAAAGAUAUCCAACAAGGUGGAUGUGUGGUCUGUUGGUGUCAUCUUUUUCCAGUGUCUGUAUGGAAGGAAGCCAUUUGGUCACAAUCAGUCACAACAGGACAUUCUUCAGGAAAACACCAUCCUCAAAGCUACCGACGUCCAGUUCCCCGUGAAGCCUGUUUCCAGUAAUGAAGCUAAGGCCUUUAUAAGGCGCUGCCUGGCGUACAGGAAGGAGGACCGGAUUGGCGUUCAGCAGAUGGGAAGUGACCCCUACCUGCUCCCUCACAUACGAAGGUCUAGCUCCUCUGGGAAUCUUCAGAUGAAUGCAGCUGGCUCAGGACCAGCCUCCUCCAGCAUCAUCUCAUACUGACAGCCCAAUACUGUGACACAGCCUGACUAAGCGCACGAUGAGCCUCCCCGAGGCCGACGGGCAGCGAGCAGCUGGAGGGAGUGCGGUGACCACAUCCCUGCCUGGUCUCCUCUGACUUAGUCUAUGGAUAGAGGGUAAUGGAAUGUUGUUUUCUUGACUUAAUAAAUGACAUGGUCAAGUCAGCCGCUUUGAGGAGAUGACAAAUGCACUGAAAAAGACUCCGUACCUUGAAGAAAAUGUGAGUGGACACUGAUCAAACGUUGCAGAUGGAGAGAGGCCUGAGAGGAGACUGGACACCCUGCUGGUAAUUAUUGUUUAAAUAUCACAUUUGAGCUACUCAAAGUGAAUCCUUGAAGAACAGUCACCGAGUAGAAUUGUGGGGGGGAGACAUUUUUAAAAAAUCACUGUUGAUUUGGUUCUCUUUUGUUCCCAUACAUGUUAGGCUUUAGAGUUUGUUUGCCAUGAGAAUGUAAUGUGUAGCAUACAAGAGGCAUCUAGUGUCAUGUAGGCCGAGGAAGCGUUCUGUACUUCCGUUUCAUGCACAAAGUAACCAAAUGUAGAAUUGUGGCAUAAAAUCCUAUGCAGGAAUAUUAAUACAGAUAACUUGGAGAAGUAUAUUCUGUACAGUUUGUCUUUGACUUUCGAAAUGCAGCAGUAACAUGUACAAAACGUUACAAUGUCCACUUGGUUAAAAAAGAAAAAAAAAAAAGCCUUUUUGGUGGAUUCAUUUUGCUGCUUUUUUUGCUCUUAUUUUUUUCAAGGGCUGUAUAUUUCACUUCGGGUACAAAUUGUAUAGUUCCACUAAGAGUGAAUAAAUGACAGGAAUUGUCCCCUUCCCCCAAGUGAA
This is a messenger RNA of Corythoichthys intestinalis (scribbled pipefish), 4953 nucleotides long. RefSeq names its product tousled-like kinase 1a (gene tlk1a). Gene Ontology annotation, biological process: chromosome segregation; intracellular signal transduction; peptidyl-serine phosphorylation. Lineage: Eukaryota; Metazoa; Chordata; Actinopteri; Syngnathiformes; Syngnathidae. Gene Ontology annotation, cellular component: nucleus. The record is from RefSeq and is a predicted model, not a curated record. Gene Ontology annotation, molecular function: protein serine/threonine kinase activity; ATP binding. The transcript is spliced from 30 exons. The coding region runs from base 810 to 4106 and encodes 1098 amino acids.